GGCGGUCCUGGUGUCCUGUCCUGCCCUGUCCUGGAGGGCAGGAUGAGAUUUCGAUUUUUGUCCUGCCCUGACGCCCGCCAAGGCCAAAGUAGCCAGCAGAACAGGUAAGGACAGGACAAAAAAGCUUGUCCUGUGCACGUCUCUGAAUUUGAAAAUUAUAUCAAAUAGAUUAUUUCUAAAAUUACUAAUAGUAAUGUUUAUUUUGAUCAACAAUAGCUAGCGUUCGAACUCAUAAUUAGUCUUUAGUCACUAGCAAAACCGGAAGAAAUGAGUAACACUAACCGGGAUACGUCUUUAACGUAUUGUCCUGUCGCCCGCCAGGACACAAAAAGCCAACAGGACAAGCCAGGACAGGAUAAGAUUUCGAUUUUUGUCCUGUGCACGUCUCUGAUGCAGACAGAGAAGUUCUUGAAAAUUAUAUGAUUCUAUUGAGAACUGCUAAAGAAACAACAAUGCUUCAAGAUGAAAUUUGUAGAUAUAUAGAAGUUAUGAAAAUAAAAAAUAAUGUUUCUAUUGAAACGAUAAAAUAUUUAAAUGUAAUCUAUGAUGAAUUUAUUGGAAAAAUUAUGAAAUAUUUUGACGAGAUUAAUCUAAGAAUUAAGGAGCUUGUUGAAAAACAUGGACACUACGCGCUCGAACAUGUCGAACAAUUAGUUAUUCAAUUGAAAAUGAUUCAUGAAUUGCCCGAUAUAGCAGGAAAAACUAGCCGAACAUUUAUCGUAUUAUAGAGAAUAUACGUGGAUAUAUGGAGCAAUUGCAAAAAGAUUCUGAGGAAUUAUUUUUUUCUCUUUCUCAUCAAUCCGGAGUGAUCGAUUUGCGGCCACUUUCUCGAUCGCUAUUACGUUUGAAAAAGACCGAAUGGAUUGAUCGAAUCCUUCCAGGUACUUAUCAUUCGAUGAUACAGUAUAUUCGAGAAGAAUUAGAAGAACGUGCCAAUCGGUUAGAACAUUCGCUGAGUAAUUUAGAUUUUAGUUUAAAAUAUCCUCUAAAUGUUCUUUUAGCACAGGAAACUCUUGACAAAAUCGAAUCGAUGAAGGUUUAA
This is a messenger RNA of Rotaria socialis, 1042 nucleotides long. The record is from the annotation of a GenBank genome assembly. NCBI's taxonomy places the organism in Eukaryota, Metazoa, Rotifera, Eurotatoria, Philodinida, Philodinidae.